Molecule: messenger RNA, 1850 nt
Organism: Labrus mixtus (cuckoo wrasse)
Lineage: Eukaryota; Metazoa; Chordata; Actinopteri; Labriformes; Labridae
Product: general transcription factor II-I repeat domain-containing protein 2-like
Exons: 2
Coding region: 258-1130 (290 amino acids)
Source: RefSeq, a predicted model, not a curated record
AGAGGACUCAAACUGCCGGCCCGCGGGCCAUUUACGGCCCCCCUCCCCCCAAUCCCCGGCCCGCCCCGCAUGUUAAAAACAUAAUGUAGUCAGGCCCGCAAAAUAUUUUUAAAAUUAAAUGUAUUUAUUUUAUUUUUUCGUUUCUUCAUGCUAAUUAAAAAUACAAUUUCUUAUGAAAUUCAAAUUUUAAAAAAAACGUAAUUCAAUAAAAAAAUAUUUUGACAAGGUUGUAAGUCAAAGGCCAAAGGUACCCGCACAUGCUCAGAGAGGUUCACGGAGUGAGAGUGGUUGGCGCAAAAGUGUUGCGUUGUUGUUACGGCUGCUUACGACCAAGCUGUCGCUUUCUAAGUCAAAAAGGAAAGUUGACAAUGAACACAGACAGUUUCAAGAACGAUGGACAUUUUUUUGUGGAGUUUAGUGGACAUGCAACCUGCCUGAUAUGCCAGGAAAGAAUUGCCGUUUUAAAGGAGUACAAUCUCAAGCGUCAUUACUGCACUAAACACGGAGAGCAGUAUGAAAAGUACCAGGGAGAGGAGAGGAAACAGUGUCCCACGCAGCUACAGAGAGGACUUCUUUCUCAGCAAAGUCUUUUCCACAAAUCCAAGAAGGAGGCCGAUGCUGCUGUUGAAGCAAGUUACGUGGUGAAACUAUUAAUUGCCAGAACGGGGAAACCAUUCACGGAAGGACAGUUUCUGAAGGAGUGCAUGUUGCAAGUUGCUGACAUUCUGUGUCCAGAAAAGAAGAGUUUGUUCAACAAUAUUUCUCUAUUGGCAAACACUGUGGCAGAGCGGAUUAGCAGUUUAUCACGUGACAUUUAUGACCAGUUAUGUGACAGAGCAAAACGUUUCACUGCAUACUUUGUGGCGCUUGAUGAAAGCACGGAUAAAACGGACACUGCCCAGCUGUCCAUUUUCAUCAGGGGUAUUAAUGACCAAUUCGAAGUGACUGAAGAGUUGAUGAGUUUGUGCGCAAUGCACGGCCGCUCUACAGCCAAGGACAUUUUUCAGCAGCUCUCUGACGCGAUUGAGCGUGCGGGUUUGCCAUGGAAUAGACUGGUUGGCAUCACCACUGACGGAGCCCCGUCCAUGACAGGCAAAAAAAAACGGACUAGGCACAGCAUUCAGUGGUGAUGAAUAUGCCUCUGCUAUUGACAAUCUUCUGCAGGAGUUUGAUCAGCGUUUUGCUGACUUCAAGGAACACCGGGUCACUUUCCAGGUAUUUGCAGACCCUUUUUCAGCUGAUGUUGAGAGUGUCCCAAGUGUGUUGCAAAUGGAACUUGUUGACCUGCAGUGUAACAGUGAACUGAAAAAUAAAUUCAGAGAGGUACAGGGGAAGGCAGACCUGACUGGACAGUUUCUAAGAGAAUUACCUGCAUCCUUCCCAGAGCUAUCCAAAUUGUUCAGUCGUGUAAUGUGCCUUUUUGGAAGCACAUAUCUGUGUGAGAAACUUUUCUCGACAAUGAACUUUAAUAAAUGCAAGUACAGGUCUCAGGCUUAGUGAUGCACACCUUGAAGCUGUACUCAGGGUUUCAACUGUGACCUCCAUCAAGGUAAAUGUGGCUCAGCUGUGUGAGCAGAAGCGCUGCCAUGUGUCUGGCAAGAAAUAGAAUGCAGGAUUAAUGUAUUGGUAUUUUGAGUAACUGCAUUUUUUGGUUCAGUGCAGGUUUUAUUAAUUAUUUGAUUAAGUUAUUUUAGUUAUUUAAGUUAUAAAGCAAACAUAAAAGACUUGCACUACUAAAUAAAAACAGAUGUUUUGAAAAAUGUAUAUAAACUGCUGUUUGUAUUGGUGAUGUGUGACAAAAUUUUGCGGAAACAAAAAGUACAUUUGCAAAAAUAAAGUCCUUUUUGUGG